Molecule: messenger RNA, 1654 nt
Organism: Cannabis sativa
Lineage: Eukaryota; Viridiplantae; Streptophyta; Magnoliopsida; Rosales; Cannabaceae
Exons: 3
Coding region: 1-1611 (536 amino acids)
Source: RefSeq, a predicted model, not a curated record
AUGGAAACACUACUUUUAAUUAUCACAAUUAGUUACUAUUCUUGCUCCUUUCCAAAUUGUAAGAAUUUUCUUCAUUACUCUUGUGCAAAUUUUCAAUUCAAAAUUGAUCAACAUCCUUCUCAUUCACACCACCCUCUCAUACUUCAAUUCAGUAAGCCUCAAUCUUGCAAUGUAUGUUGUAAGAAAGAUUGUAGGCUUAUUUUCAGGUGUCACAGUGGAUGUAAUUUUAAUUUGUGCACAGAGUGUGUUGUUCCUAAGAUAAUUGUGAGAUGUCAAAGUCAUGAUCACUCACUUUUCUUUGUGGAGAAAGCAUUUUACGAAGGUGUUUGUAAUGCUUGUCAAAAAUCGUAUACACAAUGGAGUAGUGAGUGUUUUGUUCCUAAAGAAGUAAAGCGUACCCAAUCUUUUUUGUUUCGCUGUGUGGAGUGUGAUUUUAACCUUCAUUUUUUAUGUGGUCCAUUGCCGUCCAUCGUUAAAUUUGAUUAUCACAUACAUUCUUUGACUCUUGUGGACCAUUACAUAACUAAAGAUGACCACAAUGAUGAAUUCUAUUGUGACAUAUGUGAAGAAGAAAGGGAUCCAUACAUUCGCAUUUAUUGUUGUAAAGAUUGUGAUUUCGCAGCACAUAUUCAUUGUCUACUUAUUGAGAUCAUGAAGAUAAUAAAGGGUAGUGGUGGUGGUAGCAAUGAUGUGAAGUUAAUGGCGUUGGGAGAGUGUGGAUGGACUGAAUCAUCAAUUGAUACAAUAAAUGAUGUACUACAUACCACUCUUGGAGAGUUUCUAACCAACACCUUAACUGAUCAAGACAAUGCAUUGUUGAGUGAUCCUUUUACUUUUGGUUCUUCAUCAGAGGUCAAGACUUAUGUAGAUCAAAUGUACAAGUCUUGCACACAAGCGAAUUAUCUUCUAUUUGAUAAUCAGUUUCGAUCAUCAAUUGAAAAGAUUUAUCAAAUCAAUCACUUUCCUUCUUUUACCUCGGACGAUUUCAAAAACUUCUUUUGGGAGCUUGUAUGUUAUAGACCUAAAGAAGGGUUGAAAUUGGAUGAGAAGUACUUGAGACAAAAAGUGGUUGAUAUUAAAGGAUACAAGGUACCACUCACACUGGCUCACAUCUUAAACACUUUGCUCCACCGAUACACAGAAUCAGAUCUCUUUGGUGAAAGUGUUUGGAAUUGGACACCUGGAAUAAAGAGCGUCUUUGCUACCACAUUUUGUAUGGUUUGUGAUCAAAUGUGCAGAACUAACAUCAACGAUGUCACCAAACAUCUUCUUCAGGAUUGGUUUUUCUAUCUAAAUGCCAUCGCAAAAACUAGAUUCACAGAUUGGGAUGGACUUGGGAAAUUUAGUGACAAGAUCCUGAAACGUUUUUUCUAUUUUGAAGCAAUUAGAUAUGAAAAAGACAUCAAAGAAAAAUUACAGGGGAGGAUUACAGACUUAGAAGCUGAAUUGAAGAAAUGCAAAGAGAAACUUGACAUGUUCAACACUCAUAUGACUCAGACUAUGGAGAAAAUAAAAGAUCCCAUUAAUGAUGCUUUGAGUUUCAAAGAGAAAACUGUCGAUCAAAUAAUUAGUUUUGAUGAACUUCUUCAUUCAGAAUAUCGGUAUGUGUAGAAUUUACUUUGACUUCUCAAUCACUAUAACUAUAAAAUAUAUA